Molecule: messenger RNA, 1239 nt
Organism: Funneliformis geosporum
Lineage: Eukaryota; Fungi; Glomeromycota; Glomeromycetes; Glomerales; Glomeraceae
Source: the annotation of a GenBank genome assembly
AUGGAACACUGUUCAGUCAUCGUUUCUUCUCGUCGUAACUCGGUCGAUUCUACUGCUUCGACUGAGACCAUGUCGUCGCAUACAACAACGAUAUCUACUACACCACCUAGUGAGUUAGAAACACAAAUUGCACUUCAUUCAGCUGCAGCCGCUGCUCUUGCUUCGGCUCAAACCUCAAGAACACAUUCAGCUGAUGGUAGUGCAGGUUCAAGUCACAGAGAAUCAAAAAGACAUGGUUCUAAACCUCCCCGUCAACUUCAAUGUUACAAUUGCGGUAUAAAAAAUACACCACUCUGGCGUCGAACACCAGACAGAAUGCAUUCACUUUGUAAUGCAUGUCAUGAAUCAAAUGGCGAAGAUAUAGCACUUGAUUUAGCGUACACAGAUUCACCGACACCUACUUAUUCAGUAUCAUCAACGACAGUUUCUGAAAGUUCAUGUAUGCGCCCAACCGUAACGCAAACAUCCACACCCGUUGCGUCACCUACUUUACGACCCGCAAACAUGUCACCUUCACCUUUACCAAAUACAUUAUCCUUACCGCCUCCAUCAUUACAUCCUUCAGCCACACCACCUUUACCGUCUACCACGACAACACCAUCGACGAUAUCAUCAACGAUGGCUGAUAUACAAAUCCAAUGUGCGAAUUGCGGUCAAACACAAACACCUUUAUGGCGAAAGAAUGAUAAAGGGCAACCUUUGUGCAAUGCUUGUGGAUUGUAUGCUAAGUUGCAUAAUAGGGACCGUCCUAUCGCUAUGCGUAAGUCAAAAAUUCAACGUCGUCGUCGUGAUUGGAAUAAAUAUGGUCAUAUUGAUGAUGGUCAUAAUACUGAAGAUUCUAUCGAUGGAACGAAUUCAACGGUUGGAGCAUCAAGUAAAUCGUAUCACGCUAUUCUUCCUAAUCAACGACCUAUAAUGCCCAUGACUAUGUCUCCGAGCCAAAUGGCUCCUGCACUCCUAACUUUGGCUACGGCAGCUACUUGUCAGCGAGAACAAAUACUUUUAGAAGAACAACGACGACAACAACAGCAGCUGCUACAUUUAGAUACCGUAGAUGAAUGUAUGGAUCAUAGGGAUCAUGGUCCAAUUAUUUCCUCUAUAUUAUCACCACCUUUUGAUCCCGACGAAUCAAAGUUCAAGUCUAUUAUAGAUCAAAUUCCUAGAAAACAGGUGGAGGAAAUUUUGAAAGUAUUUGAAAGACGAUGUGAAAUUUUGAAAAAGGUUUUGGGCGAUCCAUGA